AUGCAUCUCAUUCUCACAGGCGCCACCGGCUUGGUCGGUUCUUCCGUCCUGGACGCCAUGCUCAACAAUGCAGCCAUUUCAAAGAUCUCGAUCCUGAGUCGCAACCCCGUCCGAAUGGCAGAAGAUGCCAAAGAUCCACGAGUUCAUGUCAUCACACACAAAGACUUCGAAUCUUAUAAGCCAGAGCUACUGGACCAACUCAAAGACGCCGAUGGAUGCGUCUGGGCACUGGGCACGAGCCAAAACAAUGUUAACAAGGAGCAAUAUGUCAAGAUUACCAAAGACUUCACACUGGCAGCUGCCAACGCCUUUUCCACCAUCAAGCCCUCCAACCCGCCCUUCCGAUUCAUCCAUGUCUCGGGCGAGGGAGCCACUCAAGAUCCCGGCCGAUUUGCUCCAAUUUUCUCCCGGGUAAAGGGCGAGACGGAAGAACUGCUCGGCAAGUUAUCGGAAGAGAACCCCAACUUCCGCGUUGACAGCGUGCGUCCUGCGUUUGUUGACCCAGUCAAUCAUCAUGCCAUCAAGCCGUAUCUCCCGACAGGUGGAUGGGUUGAGGCAGCAACGAAGGUCGGAAUCUCUUUGCUUGCACCGGGAGUUCGAUGCUUCUACAAAUCAAUGCACUCUCCGACUGAGCAUCUUGGGCCAUUUUUGACGGAUAUGGCGAUGGGUCGUCACGAGAUGAAGCUCCAAGGACCGGGAGUGUUUAAGUUGGGUGGCGGCUUUGUCAUUGAGAAUGUCGGUAUGCGGAGAGUCCUCGGUCUGUGA
Penicillium brevicompactum is the source of this 765-nucleotide messenger RNA. Its product is annotated as putative nucleoside-diphosphate-sugar epimerases. The transcript has 2 exons. NCBI's taxonomy places the organism in Eukaryota, Fungi, Ascomycota, Eurotiomycetes, Eurotiales, Aspergillaceae. The record is from RefSeq and is a predicted model, not a curated record. Bases 1 to 765 code for a protein of 254 amino acids.